Molecule: messenger RNA, 249 nt
Organism: Capronia coronata CBS 617.96
Lineage: Eukaryota; Fungi; Ascomycota; Eurotiomycetes; Chaetothyriales; Herpotrichiellaceae
Exons: 2
Coding region: 1-249 (82 amino acids)
Source: RefSeq, a predicted model, not a curated record
AUGGCCUUGAAUGCGGCAUCGCACAACAUCACUGGGGACCCGACAGGCUCUCCAUCAGGACCCCCUCCGCCAGUAUCCUCCGAUAUUGCUGCCAUAGCCAAGGGUGCUGCCCAAAAGGAUUCGAUGGGCCAGAAUGUGCCCGGAAAGGAUCUGCAAGGCAAUGACGAGGGUCAAACCGUAAUGGGCGAGGCGGGCAAGCCGAAGACGGCCAAAGAAAGUAUGCAAGACACCGCUGAAGGACCGCAUUGA